CGCUCUGUGGAGCCACCACUUCGGAGUCUCCCUCCCGCGAAAGCCAAUUCGCCAGGCAGAAGGAGUGGCAAAGGGCGAGCGCGAGGCUCCCGGGCACGCUCGCUCGCUCGCUCGCGCCUCUCCCCUCUUUUCCCCUCCUCGCCCUGCGCCCCUCCCUUCCCCGGCGGGAAGCAGAGCCGCCCGCCCGCCGGCCGCCGAUUGGAAGUUCCUCGCCCAAGCUGCCGCGCGUCCUAUUGGAGUCGGCUUUCCACAAUGCGGGCUUCAAAAAUGGCCCUGGGCAGCCGGGGAGGGAAGAGAGGAAGGGAAGCGCUGGCUGGCCGAGACUAGCGAGCGCGGCGCCGAGGCAGUUUAUCCCUCCCAGCGGAGUGUCACACGGCCGGCCUUUCGGAGCGGAGGGGAUGGUCGCCGAUUUUUGGCCUGACUUCGGUGCCGCUGGAAUGGAGCCGUUUUUCUAACGGGGCCGCCUCCGUCCAGGGGCAAAGCGCGCCUCCUCAGGGCUAAGUCGGCUUAUUCCGCGCGGCUGCCUUUCCUGCCGGAGAUGCGGUGAGGAGGCAGGAUGUCCGAAGCAGCUCUCGGGACAGCCCUGGGACGCGCUCGGCGCUGAAGGAGGAGGGCCAGCCGGAGCUUUUGGGCUGCUCUUCCGAGGCGCUCGCCUCACCUGCCCAAAGCCCUUCCUCCCCAUUCCCCAUGUGGGAUUCUCUCCGGGAGUCCUUCGACGGGCGUGAGCGCCCGAGCGCCAGGCGAGGAAGCACACCUGCCCAUGGAGUUCCCGAAUGGGACCGCCGUCCCGUAGCCGGAGCAGAGCGUGAACCCCGAGCAAGCCUGGCUCUCUCCCUCCCACCUUUUUAUUAGACCCCCACGUCCCGCUGCCCCCCUCCCAAACCCGUCCCCCUCCUUCGGCAGCAUGGUCUCUGCCCUGCGGUCGAUCGGGUCUACCGCUCCCCUAUCAGGGCUGCUGCCAUUCCUCGCCACCCUUUCGACGAGACUGUCAGGAGGAGAUCACCGUGGGGGCAGUCGGAAAAUACGCUAAUCGAUCGUCCUCAGCGAGAAUUUGCUCCCCCCCCCACUCUCCCCCUCCCCCCUUUUUUUUCUUUUAAAGAAGAAGAUCGGGAGCCGUUUCGCAGAGACAGGUAUUUCUGCUGCUCUUCCGCACCCUCUUCCCCCUCCCCGCGUCUCCUCCUCCUUCUCCCCAAAGGACACUAGACGAGAACUUUUACAGGGUUUACUAUGCAAUUGCGACUGGUUUCUUGGUUCUUUAUCACUUGGAACUUAAUGGAAUACGUUGGCGGCCAGGAGCAACCUUCCAGAGUCCGACGACAGGGAAGAAUGCAUCGCAAUAUGAACCAAGCUUGUCAAGGCGGAUGUGCAACAUGUUCUGAAUACAAUGGAUGUGUGACAUGUAAACCUAGACUCUUCAUUUUUCUGGAGAGGAUUCGCAUGAAACAGAUUGGGGUGUGUCUUUCAUCCUGUCCUCCUGGGUAUUUUGGACAACGAUCCCCAGAACGAAAUGAGUGUAUAAAAUGUAAAGCUGAUUGUGAAGCCUGCUUUAAUCAAAAUUUCUGCACGAAAUGUAAAAAUGGAUUUUACUUACACCUUGGAAAGUGCCUUGAAAAUUGCCCUGACAGGCUGGAACCCAACAACCACACUAUGGAAUGCAAUGAUAUUGUGCAUUGUAAAAUUAAUGAAUGGAGCCAGUGGAGUCCUUGCACAAGGAAAGGAAAAACCUGUGGUUUCAAAAGGGGAAAUGAAACAAGAGUCAGAGAAAUCCUACAGCUUCCUUCAGUAAAAGGCAAAUUAUGCCCACAUACAAGCGAAACAAGAAAAUGUGUUGUACAAAAAAAGAAAUGUCAGAAAGGAGAAAAAGGGAGAAGAAAGGACAGACAAAAAAAACCAAAGAGAGAAGAAAGCAAAGAAACCAGUCAGGAAAACAGAGAUCAGGAAUCCAGACGUCAGAACAGAGAUCCAGAGAACAAAAACAAAAUGCAACUGAAGAAAAUAAGGGGCCAGGAUAAACAGCAGAAACUAGUUGCCAUCAGCACUACACACUAGCCACCUUACACCACUGUUUAAGACUAUUGCUGCUGCUAUCACUACCAGACCCCACCCCCACCCCCAGGGUCGGUGUUCCCCAAUUAUCACCAAUAGACAUUACAAGUUAUACUUAAACAACAUUCCAAUACUUAUUAUAUUCUUCAUGCAGUCAGAGUUUAAUUGGAAGACUGACAUGAAACAAGAUUUUUGUUUAGUUUUUUUUUUCUUCUUUAAACGGGAUACGUUCAACCUUAUAUUACAUGCUUUCAUGCAUCUCUUAAGGGUGUUUCAGCAGGUGGCACUGCCUGGUUGAUCUUGUCAGGCUUGGAAGCUCAGCAGGAUGCAGCUUGGUCAAGUUCUAUAAGAUUGGCAAAGCGGUAAGCAAAACUGGGAAGUGAUAAAAAUAAUCCAAAAAGGGAGUGGUAAACCAAUUCUGUACUCUUGCUGAGAAAGCUACGUGGAUGUGUCUCUGAAGUCACCAGGAAUCAAGUGGAUUCGAAGAGACUUUAGCUUUUAUCUCUAAGGGUCAAUUUAGAAGCUUGUAUAUAAUUAUCAAUAUGGUAUAAAGUAUAACAAUAUAUUGGACGACUACUUUUUCUUCUGUAAAGUAUUUUUUCAACCCAUUCUUUAUGAAGCAAAAAUACCUAAGUAAAGAUACAGUAUCCCUAGGUGCAUCAUUACAAUAUAUAUGUUGCAUAUGAAUUAAGAGAAGAAAGAAGAAAAUGUCUUAAGAAUUGAAUCUUCAAUACUGCUGUCUAUCAGAACUACGUUCACUGGAUUUUGCCACAGAUUCGUAUUGGAAAUUCCAGACUAAAUAGUUCUGAAGCUCUUAAGCAAAGGCACAAAAGAAAUGGAAGCCUCAGUAAACACAUUUGAAAGACAAACAAUGGCAUUAGGUAGCGCUAUUAUUUGCAAGAUAGCAGAAUAUUUUCUAUCAAAACUUUGAUCAUACAGCUGUUCUAUGCUUUAUAUCAUUCUUGUAACUGAAAUCUUCCAGUGACUGACAAAUUAUAUGGGGGGGAAAAAAGCAAAACACUGAGAGAAUAAAGAACAGAGAUGGGACAUCACACAAAUAGGACAUUUGCACUGAUGACUUUUUCAUCCCUCUUGUAAUUGAACAUUGUCACAGUCUGCUUUGUAAAUGGAGAAAAGUAUGCUGUUCUUUAGAAAUAUUUUAUCUAAUAAACUAAGGCCACUUUACCAAAUA
This is a messenger RNA of Crotalus tigris (Tiger rattlesnake), 3238 nucleotides long. It is a transcript of the gene RSPO3, whose product is annotated as R-spondin 3. The transcript has 5 exons. Lineage: Eukaryota; Metazoa; Chordata; Lepidosauria; Squamata; Viperidae. Bases 1228 to 2049 code for a protein of 273 amino acids. The record is from RefSeq and is a predicted model, not a curated record.